AUGUCCGACACGGAGAAGCCUCAGUGCGGCAGCGAGGCGGAUGCUGCCGUCUAUGACUUUCCUCUGCACGUUGCUGCAGUUUUCAUUGUGUUCUUCGCUUCCAUCUUCGGUGCUGGAUUUCCAGUAGUGGCAAAGAAGGUCAAGUGGAUGAAGAUCCCACCGAAGGUCUUCUUCUUCUGCAAGCACUUUGGUACUGGUGUUCUAAUCGCUACUGCCUUCGUCCAUCUAUUGCCGACCGCCUUUGCGUCGCUCAACGACCCAUGCCUACCGGAUCUAUUCACCGACGAUUACCCUGCUCUACCAGGUGUGAUCAUGAUGGGUUCGCUCUUCAUCCUCUUCACGAUUGAGAUGUGGCUUCACGCAAAGACUGGCGGUCACAGCCACGGUGGCGCGACAGGAGAGGCAUUCAACGGUGCACAACACGCCCACCCUUCCACCACUGGCAUCCAGGCAGCCUUCAACAACCCCAUCCGACGAGUCGAGAGCUACGAUUCGCAGAAGACAAUGCUUGCUCAGCGCGACGAGAAGCGAGGAUGGGUCGAGGAGUCAACUUACCCCGUGGACAACUUCCCGUUCCCCAAGAGCGGCAGCGACGAGCUCGAGGCCAAGUCCGAGAUGCCACCAUGGUUCAUCGUCUUCUACGAGCAAUACGUGCGCCAGCGCGACGAGAUGCUUGCCACGAUCAACCGCGCCAUGCCUCCUAUGCCAUCCUACCAGCAGCAACAGGCUCCUCAUCAACCAGAGGCCAACUCGUACUUUGACGACGACGUCGAGGCGGCUGUCGAUCCUCUUGUCCUCAAGAAGCAGUCCAUGCAGAUCACGCUCAUCGAGGGUGGUAUCCUGUUCCACUCCGUCUUCGUCGGCAUGACCAUUUCCAUCACAGCCGAGGGUUUCAUCAUCCUGCUCAUCGCCAUCGUCUUCCAUCAGAUGUUUGAGGGUCUCGGUCUCGGCACACGUAUCGCGGAUGUUCCUUACCCCAAGAACAGCUGGAAGCCCUGGGCUCUCGUUGUUGCUUUCGGUACCACCGCGCCCAUUGGCCAGGCUAUCGGACUCAUUACUCGUGGAUCUUACGACCCCAACUCGGCAUUUGGUCUGAUCAUCGUCGGAGUGUUUAACGCCAUUUCGUCCGGUCUUCUGAUCUAUGCUGCGCUUGUCGAUCUGUUGGCCGAGGACUUCCUUUCCGAGGAGGCUCAGCACACAAUGACCGGCAGCACCAAGACAUAUGCAUUCAUCUACGUCCUUAUGGGCGCAGCUGGUAUGUCUAUUGUCGGAGCCUUCGCCUAA
Alternaria conjuncta is the source of this 1284-nucleotide messenger RNA. RefSeq lists its product as uncharacterized. Gene Ontology annotation, molecular function: zinc ion transmembrane transporter activity. Lineage: Eukaryota; Fungi; Ascomycota; Dothideomycetes; Pleosporales; Pleosporaceae. Bases 1 to 1284 code for a protein of 427 amino acids. The record is from RefSeq and is a predicted model, not a curated record. Gene Ontology annotation, biological process: zinc ion transmembrane transport. Gene Ontology annotation, cellular component: plasma membrane. The transcript has 2 exons.